AAGUUCACGCCUUUUGAUCCUUUAAGGACAUGUAAAUCCGGGGGGAGAAAGCAGGCGUGGGGAGCCUCCUGGAGCGUUUUUACGCACCGGGUAAUUAGAGCGCACGGAGUGCCAAAAGGCGCAGACGCGCUGUGAUUGGCCGCAGCGGGCACCGCGCUCUGCUGUUGUUUCAGAGUUGAGCGCAUGCAGAGCGCUGCACCUCCACAGACCCACUGAGCAGCGGAGGAGCGCAGCAGGAAAGCGUCCUGAACGACACCCCCCUUUUUUCUUUCUCUCGCUGCAAACUCGAGUUCCUUCAUUAACGCACUGCAGUUUCCACUUGUAGCUCCUUCACACAAAGAGGACAUGGGCUCUGCUGCGGUGCUGUUCGGGAGGAUGACCCGGCUGCUUCUCCUGUUUGCUGUCACGUGUGGAGCAUCAGAGUAUGAGUACACCUGGCCCGAGGGCUCCUACAACAGCGGGCGUAGCUACGGCAAAGCGCCCCAGUGCGUCGACAUCCCGGACGACCUGCGGCUCUGUCACACGGUGGGCUACAGCCAAAUGCUGCUGCCCAACCUGCUGGAGCACGAGACCAUGGCCGAGGUGAAGCAGCAGGCCAGCAGCUGGGUUCCGCUGGUGCACAAGAACUGCCACAAGGACACGCAGGUCUUCCUGUGCGCGCUCUUUGCGCCCGUGUGCAUGGAUCGGCCGAUCUACCCGUGCCGCUGGAUGUGCGAGACUGUGCGCGACAGCUGCAGCCCCAUCAUGGAGGCGUUCGGCUUCCCCUGGCCGGAGAUGCUCACCUGUGACAAGUUUCCAGAAGACGGGGUUUGCAUCGCCGUGGCGCAGCCGAACGCCACAGAGGCCAGCGGGCCUUCAGGUCCCUCUCCCGUCUGCCCCCCAUGUGACACUGAACUGAAAACCGACGCCAUGGUGGAGAAUAUUUGUGCCAGUGAGUUUGCUUUCAAAGCCAAGAUCAAGGAAGUGAAGCAAGAAAACAUGGACCGUAAGGUGAUCCUGCAGAGGAGGAAGAGGAUGGUGAAAAUAGGGAAUCUGAAGAAGAAGGACUUGAAGAAGCUGGCUUUGUACUUGAAGAAUGGUGCAAACUGUCCCUGCCAGCAGCUGGAGGCCCUGGAAAACCAGUACCUCAUCAUGGGGCGCAAAGUAGACAAGCAGUACCUCCUCACGGGGAUCCACAAAUGGGACAAGUCCAGCAAGGAGUUCAAAAAAAUCAUGAAAAAACUAAAGAACUACAAAUGUCCCGCCUUUGAAAAUGUCUUCAAAUAAAAAAAGACCUGUGGCUUCAACGGGUUGCUUUGUUAUACUUAUGAACUUGCACAAGCAAUGCCAAACUUUCUUUCUAUUGUGUUAUGUCUCAAUAUAUCUUUACAUAUGUACAAAUAUAUUUUUGAAAAUCCAUGUCAAUGUUCAAUUUUAGUGUAACGUGAUGACACUACAAAUAUAAAAAAUAUUUUUUUUGUUUUGCUCCUUUAGCCUAAAACUUCAAUAAAAAAAGCAAAAUCUAAUUUGUCUGAAUCAUUUUUACACAUUGGCUAUAAUAAAGCGUUUCUUUGGCUUUUCCUGUUAACAAGUCAGAGGAUUCGUUGGUUAUCUUUGGAAAAAAAAAAAAAGGUUAUUUCAUGUUUUGUACAAGUAGAGUAAAGUCCAUGCAUCUAAGUAAUAUGUAAAGUUUACUCGUAUUAAGACCUGUGGUUUUUUAAUCAUAAUUUUCUGAGUAAAGCCCCGGUCCCAUUGGCUUUCACAGCCAAAUCACUGCUGGAGCACGGAAAAACAUUCAUCCCCGGGGUACAGACGCUGUUAUGAGCGGAGUGGUAGUGCAAUGGGCAAUAUAGGGGCGCGGAAUCAAUGUGCAUUCACGCGGUACAAAAUUUGGCCGCCGUUACACGCGGAAAUAAUUUUUGAACUGCACAAAAAUUGAGACCGCAGGCGACUACCUGUGGUACAGCAGUACUGCCGUGCAAUGGCUGUGAAACGGCAGUGCAACAGCAGCUUCAGUGCGAGAUCGAACCGUGGAGCGGAAGCAGGCACGCGCGCUUGGACAUCGAAAUUCCGCACUCGUACACGGCUGCAGCACGGUCGUUUCCCCGGCCAGUCUGCGCCUGUAUCGCCGCUUAUAUCGUCUUUUUAGCGGCUGAUUGAGGGAGGACGUGCUUACACGGAGUAGGGAGUGCUCUGGCAGAUGAACGGCAGAGGAAUGGACUCCGGUGUCUGUAUCACUGCAAUUCUGCGAGCAUGCAUAAAGUUGGCGCGUCUAAGCGCGUGUGGCAGAUUUUCCAACUUUUUUACCCGUGAUACGUCUGUCAAAUCCUCUGGGACCGUGCCUUAAGGACAAAAAAAGUUCAGUUUGUGCUGGAUUUUCUUCAAAAGACGAAUAAAACCGUAAGAAAAAAUGACCUAUUAUUGUUUUACCAACAACUCCACAGCUUGUAUGCUAGUUACCCCUUUGCUUGUUAACUUUUUGCAUGAAAAAAUAAAAAAAAAAUCUUUCUGAUGACAUGAAAUACUCUUAAAUAAAGAGCUUUUCAGCUUUAAAAGCUGCACAGAGGGUAUGUGGCAGUAUUUCCAAUGAGUAUUUGUCAAAGAUUGCACUACCACGUUUUCCAAACAUGUCCUGUAUGAAAACCAACAGGCUGUUGGCAUGUUUCUCAAUUUUUAUGUUUUUUUUGUUUUGCUACUUUGUUUUUGCCUGAAUAGCCAUGAGUGAUAUUAAAUGACAUUUAGUAAUACAUCUUUAAAAUUGCUAAGUGUAUCACAUUGUUUUUAAUAUCAAUUUCAUGUUGUGAUAUUUUCUGCUUAAGUCUUACUGGUCUGUUUGAGCACUGUUUUGUCUCACAUUGAAAUGUCAGCUGUUCAUUUUUGCUUGUUAUCUGUACAUAUAAAGUUAACAUAAAUGUGGAAAACCAAA
Molecule: messenger RNA, 2905 nt
Organism: Oryzias melastigma (Indian medaka)
Lineage: Eukaryota; Metazoa; Chordata; Actinopteri; Beloniformes; Adrianichthyidae
Gene: sfrp1a
Product: secreted frizzled-related protein 1a
Exons: 3
Coding region: 346-1266 (306 amino acids)
Biological process (GO): non-canonical Wnt signaling pathway; negative regulation of canonical Wnt signaling pathway; canonical Wnt signaling pathway
Molecular function (GO): Wnt-protein binding
Source: RefSeq, a predicted model, not a curated record